Messenger RNA from Scheffersomyces amazonensis, 658 nucleotides. RefSeq lists its product as uncharacterized. Gene Ontology annotation, cellular component: nucleus; cytoplasm. The record is from RefSeq and is a predicted model, not a curated record. The coding region runs from base 53 to 499 and encodes 148 amino acids. Gene Ontology annotation, biological process: proteasome assembly. The transcript is spliced from 2 exons. NCBI's taxonomy places the organism in Eukaryota, Fungi, Ascomycota, Pichiomycetes, Serinales, Debaryomycetaceae.
AAGAAAACAUUAACUAGUGGAUAGUAAAAACAAUAUAUAAAUAAUUAUAACAAUGUCAUUAAGAUUAAUUCCAGAUAAUAAUCAAGUAUCAUCUAUUAGUACAACUACAUUUGGAGAAGCCGCAGCUUCAGCACCAGGAUUACAAGAUAUAUUAAAAACAGGAGAAGGACCAUUAAAUUUAGCAUCUAAAGUAAAUAAUCGUCAUCCAUUAGAAGGUAGAAUAAGUAAUUGGGAACAAACACAAUAUGAAACUAGACUUGAAACUUAUAGAAGAGUAUUUGGAGCUGGAGAACCUAUAAAGAGAACUAUGGAAUUACAAAUAAUUGAAUCGACUGAUUUUAAACCAAGUUUAUUAGGAGGAUCUGAUCCUUUACAUAAAGAUAUACUUUUAAAUAGAGAUUCAAGUGUUACAUGGGAAGAUAUAUAUAAGGGAGGAUUUGAAAGUGGGAAUAAUGUUAAAGAUUUCCACUCAGAAUUAGAAAAUAAGGUUGGUAUUUAGACCAGAACUGAUUGAAUUUCCCCUAAGUAGAAAUACAUACAUAUAACAUACAUAUAAUACAAUAUUCAAUUCAGGUUAUCAGUAACACCUCUCUCUCUCUCCCCUUAACUUGCACAAAGCUAAAGCAUUCCUCACUAUUUCGUCGUUAUUUUACUGACG